Molecule: messenger RNA, 1729 nt
Organism: Gamsiella multidivaricata
Lineage: Eukaryota; Fungi; Mortierellomycota; Mortierellomycetes; Mortierellales; Mortierellaceae
Exons: 4
Coding region: 211-1572 (453 amino acids)
Biological process (GO): N-acetylglucosamine catabolic process
Molecular function (GO): N-acetylglucosamine-6-phosphate deacetylase activity
Source: RefSeq, a predicted model, not a curated record
CCCCGACACAGUUCCCUCUCCUCCCUUUCUCUUUCUUCUCCUUUCUUCUCCUUUCUCUUCUUUUCUCUCUCUCUUUUACCCCACACUCUCUUCCGCCACCAAUCUUCCCCUCCCUCUUCCCUCUCCCUUUCCCCCCUCUCCGCCCCCUCUCACUCCGCCCCGUCUCCUUCAUUACCUCCCUCCACUCAACCCUCACUCCUUUAAAACACCAUGCAAUACCCAGUUGCCCUCCAGACAACAACAUCCUUAAGCGGCUCUUCCCCUGCCUCUCCAGAGCCCCACACUCCCAUCCCCGAGAAUGAACCCAAGGUGAUCAAGAUCACCAACUGCAAGAUCCUGCGCGAGCACAAGAUCGUUGAGAAUGACGCCAUCUGGAUCCAGGGUGGCAAAAUCAUCGACCCCCACAAGUUCUUCUGGUACCAGAAGCGUCUUCCCGACACCGUCCUCGAUGCUGGCGGACUCCUCGUCGUCCCAGGUUUCAUCGAGGCUCAAAUCAACGGUGCAUUUGGAGUAGACUUUUCUGUCCCAUCUGACCAUGAUACUUACGAGAAAGAUCUGUUGAAGGUCAACCGUGGUCUGCUCAAAUACGGAACCACCUCCUACUGCCCCACCAUCGUCUCAUCCUCAGCCUCAGUAUACCAUCAGGUCCUGUCCCACUUGAAGCCACGAGCUGGAUCUGUUAAGACUGGUGCCACCAUCCUCGGUGCCCACGUCGAGGGACCCUUCAUUAACGAAGCCCGUAUCGGUGCCCACGAACUGAAAGUCCUGCAGCCCUCUGCAAAGAACGGUUACGCCGACUUUAAGGACGUGUAUGGUUUCGAGGGCGACACCCCCGAGGCACAGAACAAGCUGUCGGAGGAGCAUCAAAACUCGGUCAAGAUCAUCACAUGCGCCCCAGAACUUGAGGGUAUCAUGGAUACCAUUCCCGAUCUUGUCAAGGCUGGAAUCACAGUUUCUGUCGGUCACUCCAUGGCCAAUGUCUCCCAGGCAGAGGAGGCUGUCAAGAAGGGCGCAACGUUCAUCACUCACUUGUUCAAUGCCAUGCCACAGUUUCACCACCGCGACCCCGGUGUGAUCGGUCUCUUGGGCUCCCGCUUCGAUCUGCCCCGCCCAUACUACGGUUUGAUCUGCGACGGUAUCCAUGUGCACCCCAAUUCGGUCAAGAUCGCAUACGACUCCCACCCAGAAGGUGUCGUCCUGGUCACGGAUGCCAUGUCCGCCAUGGGUCUCGCACCUGGAAACUAUCAGCUCGGGAACAUGAACGUCACGAAGGAAGAGGACCGCGUCUACAUCGAGGGCACAGAUACGCUUGCCGGAAGUGUCAUCACCCUGGACGCCUGCAUCCGAAACUUUAUCCAUUAUACAUCCUGCACGUUGAUUGAGGCCCUUGAGGCCGUGACGCUGCAUCCUGCAGUACUGUUGGGCAUCCAGGAGACCAAGGGUGUAAUCAAGACCGGUGCGGAUGCCGACCUAGUCUUCUUGAGCGAUGACCUCUAUGUGAAGCGCGUCUUUGUCGCAGGCGAGGAGGUCGAUUUGGAUGCCAUUGAUGUCCAGAUCACAGAGAAGUUCUAAACUGGUGGUCGGAGGUGGAGGUGGAGGUGGAGCCUUGCCUCGUCGUACAUAAUAUAGAGAAAAUAAAAAUGUAAAAAGCAUAGGGAGUUUUCCUAAAUCCGGGCGCGUUUAGUCGUCAAAAUCCGUCAUCCAAAAAGACAUCUGCCCUCCGGGUGGU